Lachancea nothofagi CBS 11611 is the source of this 558-nucleotide messenger RNA. Lineage: Eukaryota; Fungi; Ascomycota; Saccharomycetes; Saccharomycetales; Saccharomycetaceae. The record is from the annotation of a GenBank genome assembly.
AUGGGUGUUAUUUUGAACAAAAGAUACUACCUUUACACCAACGACAAUGGCACUAGCAGCGGCUGGGUAUGGGGCAGAUGGCUGUUGUUCAUCGUGCUGGCAGUAGUGUUGCUCCUGUAUGUGUUUCUACUGAACGUGAGGAGACGUCGGUCGGGCAGAAACCCCAUUAGAGGCACCGCCUGGCUGGCUCCUCCGCCCUCGUACGGAGUGUCCCAGAACCAGUACAACUUGCCUACAGACGUGAACCCCGUUCCUGAGUAUUCGACCACAGCUAACGUCAACGACGCUGGCUUUUUCGACCAGAACGGCAAGUUUCACCGCACCAACCCUGGCCCACAGGCGCAGGGCCCGGAAACCCAGGCUCCGGGAACUCAGGGCGCAAUGCCCAUGAGCCCGGAACCAGCGGUGACUCGAGACAACCACUAUCCUGAGGACACGACGAGCUCUCCCACCUCGUCCAUCGAGUACCAGAGACCCAACGUACCGCCUCCAAGCAGCGACGCCGAAGCUGCUUUCAAAAGGCCAGGUGGCCCACCUCCAGCGGGACCAACACUCUAG